AUGUCAGUAAAGACUCUAAACCCUGAAGUGCUUUGGGCUCAAAGAUCCAGCGAAACGGAACCCGAGGAAAACUAUCUGCUUGUUACAAUCUCUAUCCCAGACUGUGAGAACCCAACAGUGAAAUUAGAGCCAACUUUCUUUGAGUUUCAAGCGAAAUCUAAGGGCCAUGUCGGCGAUGAGACUUCUCACCAGUACCAUCUACACAUCGAUUUCUUCAAGGAGAUUGUUCCCGAUAAGACCGUCCACAAGAUAGCCAAUGGCCAACAUUAUUUCUUAAAAAUUUACAAGAAGGACCUUGGUAUCGAGUUCUGGCCUCGUUUGACCAAGGAGAAGGUGAAAUACCCUUAUAUCAAGACCGAUUUCAACAAAUGGGUCGACGAAGACGAGCAACAUAAUGCGCCUCCUCCAGCGGGAUUCGACAUGAACGAUAUGCUGAUGAAUGGCAACCCUGAUAUGGAGGCGUUGAAAGCACAAUUGGCACAGGGAGCCGGCGGUCUGGAUAUGGGCGCCGGGGACUUGCCAGAAGAACUGGAUGAUGAGGAAGACGAUGAGGAAGUAGAGGAAAUUGAAGCUGGCAAAUAG
Messenger RNA from Torulaspora globosa, 582 nucleotides. It is a transcript of the gene SBA1, whose product is annotated as Hsp90 cochaperone SBA1. The record is from RefSeq and is a predicted model, not a curated record. Gene Ontology annotation, molecular function: protein-folding chaperone binding; Hsp90 protein binding. Gene Ontology annotation, biological process: protein folding; chaperone-mediated protein complex assembly. Gene Ontology annotation, cellular component: cytosol; nucleus. The coding region runs from base 1 to 582 and encodes 193 amino acids. The transcript has a single exon. Lineage: Eukaryota; Fungi; Ascomycota; Saccharomycetes; Saccharomycetales; Saccharomycetaceae.